This is a messenger RNA of Lodderomyces beijingensis, 1866 nucleotides long. Lineage: Eukaryota; Fungi; Ascomycota; Pichiomycetes; Serinales; Debaryomycetaceae. The record is from the annotation of a GenBank genome assembly.
AUGACAGCACCCUCUUCGCCGUUAAACUCCACAGCCUCAGCUCAAAGUGACCAUAAUCGCCGCCGGCGCUCAUCGUUCAUGGACUAUGGCGGCGCCAACUCGCUUCACAAGUUCGCCUCGUCGUAUACACGAGCGCAACAGCAUAGCGGAUCUUCACUAAUGGAAAGACACGACUAUAACGAUGAUGACGACGACGACAACGACGAUGCUGAUGGCGAAGGCGAAGGCGAUAUUGGUGGUGACUACUACAGAGCAGGGGAAAGCGGGCGUCCAGGGAUUCACCCUCGUUUAUCUUCGCCAUUACCCCCCUCGGCGCUGUACGCGAGCGUGGCAGAUGAAAGCCAAGAUGGUGAAGAGAAUGAAAUAGAUGCGAGGAUAGCAGUGCAGAACCACGAAGGUGAUCUAGAGGUGGGUGUGUUGAAUGGUGAAACUGCGCCAUUGAUCAUCCCCACUACAUCGAAACUGGGCCGAAGGAGCAGCAGCGUGGCGUCCCUUAAUCGACAUGGCGGAACGUCAACUUCAGCGCAAACGAUAUUCAACUCGAUAAACACCUUGGUUGGCAUCGGCAUGCUUUCGUUGCCAUUUGGAUUCCGUCUCAGUGGAUGGAUCUGCGGGGUUGUGUUGCUCGUGGGCUCGGCACUCAGCACGAAUUUGACUGCCAAGUAUCUAGGCCGAAUCUUGCAUUUGCAUCGGCACCAGCUGCAUCAGAUGACGACUUAUGCUGACAUUUCAUAUGCGUUUGGAGGUCGAGUUUUCGCUUUGGUAGUUACUGGGUUUUUCGUGUUGGAUCUACUUGGAGCUUCACUUUCCUUGAUCAUAUUGUUUGCUGAUUGUUUCUACUUUGUUUGGCCCCACGUUAACUAUUUGAAAUUGAUUAUUGUGGUGAUGGUGUUCGUGACUAGCUUUUUGCCGUUGAAUAUCUUGUCCAUGUUCAGCUUGGGUGGAAUCUUGGCUACUAUAGGCAUAAUUUCGGUUAUUAUCGGCUGUGGGUUCAUUAAUGUCGUCGAUGAUAGUAACACUACUGAUAGCGCAUCAUUUGUCAUUGAUUCGUUGCUACAUUUUGCUCCAACAGAAAUGUUUCCUCGCAACUUUAACAGUUUAUUGUUCAGUCUUGGCAUAUUCAUGGCUCCCUGGGGUGGACACCCCGUGUUUCCCGAGUUAUAUCGAGAUAUGAAACAUCCGCAAAAAUUCAGCAAGUCGAGCAACAUUUCAUAUCUCAUCACUUUUGUUUUAGAUUUCACCAUUGGUGUUACCGGCUAUUUGAUGUAUGGAACUUUAGUUGAUGACUCGAUCAUCAAGAACAUCAUGCGCAAUCCAAGUUAUCCCGCAUGGGUCAACAAGGUCUUGUGUUUAUUGAUGGGGAUCUUACCAAUAUCGAAACUUCCGUUAGUGACGCGACCCAUCAUUACGUCGUACGAAAGAAUAUUGGGCAUAUCACCUCCGCCGAAAGCCCCGCACUAUUCUCCGAGCUCCAAUGCGCAAAUUGAACAAGACAAUGCCUUGAGAAACAACGACAACUGCAACGACAAUGACGACGAUGAAGAAGAGAACUUCAAGCUUCAUCGUGACAUGGCGUCUCUGCACUCACCAUCAACUUUGAAAACCUUGCGAGUUCUUGCACGAUUCACUUUUUGCUGUAUUCUACUCCUUUUAUCAUUAUUCUUCACUUCUUUUGGCAACUUGAUCUCAUUCUUGGGAAGCGCCAUUUGUUACACAGUCUGCUUGACACUACCAAUGAUGUUUUAUUUGAAAUUGAACAGAUCAAGAAUCUCAGUUUCAACCAGCUGGUUUUUGAAAAUUGGAGUUGCAAUUUCCAUCGUUUUGGCCGUGUUGGGAACUUACGCUUCAAUCACAAUCAAAGUUUAG